This is a messenger RNA of Zerene cesonia (dogface butterfly), 2515 nucleotides long. RefSeq names its product protein Wnt-7b-like (gene Wnt2). Gene Ontology annotation, cellular component: extracellular region. Lineage: Eukaryota; Metazoa; Arthropoda; Insecta; Lepidoptera; Pieridae. Gene Ontology annotation, biological process: multicellular organism development; neuron differentiation; canonical Wnt signaling pathway. The transcript has 9 exons. The record is from RefSeq and is a predicted model, not a curated record. The coding region runs from base 288 to 1382 and encodes 364 amino acids. Gene Ontology annotation, molecular function: cytokine activity; frizzled binding.
AUUUGAGGACAGUUGAUGCUGCGAUCUGCAAGAGAGCACACGCGCUGUGCCCCUUGACUAUAGUCGUGUGUCGAAUAAUUUGUGAUGUGUUGUGUUUGUGUAUUUUGAGAUAAACUAUCGCAGAUCCAGCCCAUCAAUUCCACAAUCGAACUCCGUCGAAAAAUGUCCUAAAACCCGCAAGCUCACACCAAUAAAAGUGCGACGAUGACAGUAAAUCAAGCGCGAGUGCACCAAGCCAGUGAAAAUGUGUUUAAAAAGAUAAUAAUCAACAAAUAAGGAUGUGAAACAUGGUCACAUGCGUGCGUCGCGCGAGCAAAGAAUACGCGACGAAUGGUUUCCAAAGAUUCCUGUAUUUACUGCCAAUACUUCUCUGCGUGAGAAGCAUCCUGUGUGGCGGCGUGUCGCUAGGAGCGCACUUGGUGUGCGCCCGGGUGGCUGGCUUGACGGACAAGCAGAGAGCCAUGUGCCGGUCUUCGCCUGCCGCCAUCGCCGCUGUAGGAGAUGGAUUGAGGAUGGCGUAUGCCGAAUGUCGCUCACAAUUAGGAGGCUACAGGUGGAACUGUACAGGCAUUGGGGACGGCAAUGAUUUUGGACAUGUCAUGCCUUUGGCCACAAGAGAAGCCGCCUUCACAUACGCCAUAACGUCCGCUGGUGUGACGCAUGCGCUCAGCACAGCCUGCGCGAGAGGCGAUUUGCCAGCAUGCGGGUGCUCUUCUAAUAGACGCCGCGCCCCAAGUCCAUCCGACCAGUUCCAAUGGGGGGGCUGUGGUGAGGCAGCUUACGGGGCCAGGUUCGCGAGGCGGUUCCUGGACUCAAGGGAGAUAGAGUCCGACGCCAGGAGCCUUAUGAAUCUGCACAAUAAUCGCGUGGGAAGGAAGGUGAGCGAGAUGGUGAAAGACCUAGUCCGCCGCGAGUGCAAAUGCCAUGGCGUCUCAGGCUCCUGCGCACUCCGCACGUGCUGGCGCGCACUACCCCCCUUCCGCGCUGUUGGUGCAGCACUGAGGGAGAAGUACCACCGCGCGCGGUUGGUCGCGCCCCAUCCGCCGCCUGCAACUCAUGCGCCGCAGACGCAUUUGGUCAUACGAAGGCCAAGACAAAAUGCAGGUAUCGGCAGGCAGCCCCGCAAGUCAGAACUAGUGUAUCUAGAACCGUCCCCAUCUUACUGUGAAGCCGAUCCCCUAACUGGAUCUUUUGGGACUCACGGCAGACACUGCAAUCGGACGUCUCGAGGUGAAAACGGUUGUGAAACUCUCUGUUGUGGUCGAGGAUACAACACGAUUCAGUCAGUUGAAGAAUCUAAAUGCCGGUGUAAAUUCCACUGGUGUUGUCGCGUUUCGUGCGAGAAAUGUGUGACUCGCACUGAAAUACACGUGUGCAAGUGACAAUGUAGUGUUAGUUGUGUCUAUGGCAAUGUUUUUGUUUUCUCGCCAUCUCUUGGACUGUUUCUGUACUAAACGCGAAAUACCUAUUCUAAGUGUUUUGAUAAAUACAAUUUUUAGUAUUGUAGGAUUGUGAUGCAGUGACACUAACUACUAUUACGGUAGGUUUUUUAAUUAAUACCAUGUAACAAGCAAAAUUCGUUCUUGUCUUUCAAAUAGAAUUCAAAAAAAUAGGAGGUCCUCAAAUCAACUUUUUUUAUCAAAGUUUGCUUCUUCUGUGUGGUCCCAUUUUUUUAAUAAACAGAUGCUUUUUUGUGAAACAAAUAACACACAUCUAAAUCAGCAUAUCACUUCGACAGUUUAUUGCUUCAACUUUUAAAAAAUCGUACCUAUUAUUCUGUGUUACCUUAAAAUAAGAGCCAUUUUUAGACGAUUUUUAAGGCACGUGAGCAGGUACAGUGGUAACGUUGAUAGAAUGUUUUAUAAGCCUAUAUUUAACACCUUACAAACUCUAAUUAAACAAGUAGGUAUAUAUUAUAGGCAUCGAUUAAUUCGCUCAAAAUUCUACGUAUAAAAAUCAUUUGUAAUUUUUUUUUCACUUUAAUUUUGUUUUCAAAUGUCUCUAAUGCAGCCAUAUUUCCGUAGGUUUCUACAUAUUAUAAUUUAUGAAACAUCGGGGGCACUUGCCGUUUACUAUAUAUUUUAAGUAAAAAACAUUAGUUGAAGCAUGAACUAUUCAUAAGUUUAAUGUAAAUAUGCCACCAGUAUUUUAUUAUUAACAAUUUAAGUGUAAUGCGUUCAAUGUUAAGACUCAGCGGCUUUAAAAUGUAAUAUUAAGAUUAUGCACUAUAGAAUGUCUUGUAUGACCAUUUUAAUUUUUAUUUUAAAUCAUUCUUUCUUUUUACAUGAAUUUAUUCAUUUUUCAUAUUAAUUAAUUUCACAUAUCAUUACGUCCAAAACAAUGAAAGAAACUUUAAUGAAAAUAAAUAAUAGCAACUGUAUUUCAUAAAAAUUUUAAUUAAUUAUCUAUGGUCAUACUGUAUAUUCUUUUCAAGUACUUAUUAUUAAUGCAUUCCGUAUAGAUUAAGGCCUAACUUAUUCAUACCACGUAAAUAUUAAUAAAAUUUUUCAAAGUA